CCUGCCUAUACGCAGAUCGCUCGCAAUUUCCGAUCUUGCAGUUCUUUCUCUACGACUUCCUUGACAUCAUUUCUCUUAGCUGUGAUUCCACUUUUGCUUCUAUUCCUCAAUUAUCAAUUAUCAAUUAUCAAUUGCCAAUUGUCAAACUUCCAUCUAUGCGCUUCUCGUUCGACAUCGCAACUCCGCACGGACUAGUACCAGACGAGGCGGCUCAGACGUCUGAAACACUCCUGGUCACGCCCUAGAAGCAAUUUCCAUUCUUCUAGAAGCCGACAUGAUGGUCAAAUUGCAUAAUUGAUCUUUUGAUUGCUUGGAAGUAUUGAAACGUGUUUUGUUCAUGCGAGAGCUCCAUCCCCGAAGCUCCUGUCCUUCUACAUAGGUUCCUCAGCUCUACACCGUUGUUCAAAUGGCCUAGCCUAACCAGCCUCGACGUCCCACCGCCUAUUGGACCUCCCACGUCAAUCGCAUUGAAUCGCGCAAUAUUACGAUGCCCUAGAACCGGGAUCCAGAGAAUUGGAACCACUUGCCCCCAAUCUCUGGACCGUCCGCUAGCAUUCGGCGAGGUACCAUUUCUAGAUUAACGGUACGAUGACGACUUUUAGUCGCUUGACAUGUACCUUAGACGAGAGAGGACUAGGAGAGAGAAUCGUGUCCAACAUGACCCUGCUUAGCUAUCCCGCCAAGUAUCUCAAGCCCCAUCGCUCCCGCUUGGUGAUCCAAGCAUCAUCAUCAUCAUAGUAUCUCCCGAAACAAACCAGGUCCCAGUAUACAUGGGUGUUGCGACUUCGAGGUCGCCAGGUCGCCUGCUGCGCUGCCAGAUUACCCUGGGAGCAGACCGUUAGUGGCUCUAGUGUCAUACUUUCCCUUGUUUUUUGCUCGGCAAUCUGUCAAACGCGUUCUGUGGCUACUUGCUACCUUGCCAAUUUCACUCGCCCUAUGGCGUGUCAGGGAUCAGAGCUCUCUUAAUUCUUAUUAUAGCCCACCCCAGUUCCAAUAUAUCCCCUCCAAGCGGACGAGGGAGAGAGUGACCCAUUCCUUUCUAACUGCCCUAGCAGCCGAGCUUGGGCGCGCCACUUAAUACACGUAAAUACACAUCCAGUACAUCCAGUCAACCGGCAUUCUGACCCUCCGGGGAUUGCCCACUGCCUUGGCUUCCCUGGUUGAAAAAAAAAAGGUUGAACAGGGGCCCAUUCUGUCGUGAGCCUGGGUGCGGCCCACCUCGAUAAUUCGCUUGUCAUGCUCUACAGACACUGCCCAACUGCGCGGUAGGUCCCGUUUCAGCUGUUCAUUUCUCUAUUCGGCCGUCUCGUUUUGUAAGCUUCUAUGCGUUUUCCAGACGUUCCUCUCUUUGGAAUUACUUAGACCUUUGGCAAUCUUAUUUGGGGAAGAACUCGACCAGGGUCACAAGAAGACAACUGGUACUUUCUCACCCUGUCAGUGUCCGAGUACCUCACCCGUUGUGGGUUUAUCGUUGCCCCAGUUGCAUCAUAACCUCCGGCUGGGGUAUCUUCUAUAUCCGGCAAGCUGACCAUGGCAUAAGAUCACCAAAUUAUGCUACCGUCAUCGCCGGGCGAGGUAACCGAAUCUCCACACCCGUUCAGGAACGAUACUUGUCUCGCACAUGGCAAAUCAGGCCAAGUGCUUUAACUUGUGGAUGAAAAAAGAGAGGUAGUUCUAGGUUGUCAUAGUACUUGCGGGUCGUUCCCUAGCUCGUCCAUGCCUGGACAGAAACGAGAAAAGAAGAUCAGACGAUAUAAUGCAUCCCUUGCCCGCUGCUGUUCAUUUUCCACUUUGACGUUUUGUUACCAUAUAAUAGACCCAGCUAAGGAAUCCAAGAAAAAGGACGGAUCCCCAUACUCUCGGCCAAGCUUGGGUGCCAGUGAGCUGUUAAAGAGUCUACGCGGGCUGCCCCGAACUUGAUUUUUAUUUCUUUGGCUUACGGAUAUUCGCCGCCCUGCAAGACGAUCUUACCUUAACACCACACAAUCCUACAACGUCCCGCACCUGACCAACUCACCGACGACUACUACUGCACCAGCAUAUGUACUCGGCUGCUGGGCAAGUAAGUGCUCAGCCUACUAAUUAUUCAACCCCAAUCCGACAGGACGGGCAUCAUCAUCGAUCCCACGCGCGAGACUCGCCCUCCCAACUUACAACCGCCCGCACAUCAGCAGCCCCGAGGGGCUCCAGUCCAUCAAAUUCUUUCCAUACAGACUCCGGCGACCGUCCAGAGCGGUUCGCUCUGGCGGAACCCAUGCAUCGACGGCACGCUGGCGGGCAACUAUCGAGUAGGACCGGACUACAAUGUCGAUUACUCUCCACAAGAAUCGCAUCCGGGCGAGCAGAGUCAGUCUCAACACGCAUACGACACGCAUCACCACAGAGGAAAUCCAAUGCAGCACGCGGGACACGGGAGUUUACAUGAAUCAGCGCAGUCGCACUCUCACCACACCAUGUCGCAGCAUCACCCCACCCAUCACCACCAGAUCCUAAUGGAUCCGGCGCAUCUCGGCGGCCAUCCGGCCGCUCGCCAUAUGGCUCAUCAGCCUUCACACUACGGCCCAACACAGUCGCCUCACUCCGUGGUUGGUCCGCCGUUAUACCCGGCUAUGACGCCUACUCAGCCGCAUAGCGCUGGGACGAAACGCAGUCGUCCAGACGACCUUGACUUAUCCGGCGGGAUGUCUGAACUUGAAUCAGGCGAUCUAGAUAACAUGCAGCAGUCUAUGGGAGCUCCAUAUGCGCAGUCUUCCGGCGCAGCUCCAACUCACCAUCAUCACCGUUUACCAGAUCAAGGGCCGCCUUCGAAGAUGAUGAGACGCGAAGGUGACGGAAGCAUGGGGGCCGCUGGGGGUGGCGCUCCGAGCGUAGUAGGACAAGCCGGAAUGCCACCGCCGGCACCGAGGCCAAGAGGGCCGAAGCUAAAGUUUACGCCGGAAGAUGACGCACUACUUAUCGAUCUGAAGGAAAACAAAAGCUUGACGUGGAAACAGAUUGCCGACUUCUUCCCGGGGCGUUCCUCGGGUACACUCCAAGUCCGGUAUUGUACGAAGCUCAAAGCAAAGACGACUCAAUGGACAGACGAGACAGACCAAAAGCUUCGGACGGCGCUUCAAGACUACGAAAACGAGAAGUGGCGCUUCGUUUCCAACAAAGUUGGCCCCGGGUUUACUCCUCAGGCUUGCCGAGAGCGGGCCGCGCAGCUUUCUGGAGAGGUGGCGGAUGUUGGGGAGGAAAACUUAUAGCAAUCAGCGUCCCCGCCAGGAGUUUCAGCUCCUGGGGCUGGGGACACCAUCUAUCCGCAGCAGCUUCAGGGUUGAGGUGUAACCAGAAGCGGACGCCACCAUCACCGACACUCUGGGAUCAGAGUGACAAUAAGACGGACACGACUCAGCACCGUCGUCGAAUACCAUAAUACGUUACCUUACAUCGGAAGCCGUGAGUUAGGAAUUGGCCAUGAAAUGUUGUCGACUCGGCAAAAGUAACGAAGAGAGGGGAAUUCUACCAUGCCUCUACGACUAAUUAGCCUUGCGGAAUUACCGAUCUAAAACGCGCGACGCAUCAAGCAUGUUUACAAACACAUAUUUACUAUUAUCACCAAUGGAAUACUGUACAACAAAUAGUAAUAGGCCAGGGUUUUACCUUCUCCUGGUCUCCGGGGCGGAUACUUGCUUAAUACUAGAGAUACCAAACUACGACAGGCAUGCCUUUUAUUCGUAAUAUUGACACAUUGACGACUAAAAUCUAGAAAUCAUGGGGAAAGG
Messenger RNA from Daldinia loculata, 3764 nucleotides. RefSeq lists its product as uncharacterized. The record is from RefSeq and is a predicted model, not a curated record. NCBI's taxonomy places the organism in Eukaryota, Fungi, Ascomycota, Sordariomycetes, Xylariales, Hypoxylaceae. The coding region runs from base 2394 to 3245 and encodes 283 amino acids. The transcript has 3 exons.